Molecule: messenger RNA, 849 nt
Organism: Staurois parvus
Lineage: Eukaryota; Metazoa; Chordata; Amphibia; Anura; Ranidae
Source: the annotation of a GenBank genome assembly
AUGAGCGGGGGAGCGCGCAGAGCGGAGUCCGGCGUUCAGCUGCUUGCUAGACUGGAAGGUCGAGCGUCACUUAAAGAACUUGAGCCAGUACUUUUUGCAAGCAUAGACUGUCCAGUUCAUGGUGAUAUAAUCGAAUUUCAUGGUGCUGAAGGGACAGGGAAAACGGAAAUGUUUUGUCAUCUAAUUGCACGGUGCAUCUUGCCUAAAUCCGAAGGUGGUUUACAGGUGGAAGUGACCUACAUUGACACAGAUUAUCACUUUGAUAUGCUGCGGCUGGUGACUAUUCUUGAACACAGAUUGGCACAGAGCAAUGAGGAGAUGGUGAAAGAGUGUUUGAGUCGUUUCUUCCUAGUCUGUUGCAACAGUAGCGUUCAGCUGCUUCUUACACUAUAUUCUCUAGAAAACAUGUUUUGCAGUCAUCCCACACUGUGCCUAUUAAUCAUAGAUAGCCUUUCUUCCUUCUACUGGAUAGACAGGAAUAAUGGGGGAGACAGCAUUGCCAAACAAGAGUCUAACAUGAGAAAAUGUAUUGAGCUUCUGGAUAAACUGCUCAAAGAUUACAAGCUGGUUCUUUUCGCUUCAACACAAACACUCAUGCAGAAAUUUUCUAAUGAUGCCAACAAAGGAUCUUCUCAUUCAGCAGAACCUCCUGCUCCCAUCUUGGACUUUAAGCCUUACCUUUGUAAGUUGUGGCAGCAUGUCACUACACAUAGGAUCCUCUUUUCAAAAGAUGCAAUGCAACCAGACAAUGUCCAGACGUUUUCCAUAAUAUCCCAUCACCUGAAGACCAACAGUUUCACUAGACACACGUUUGUAAUAGCUGAUUUUGGAGUGAAAUUUAUUUCUUGA